Pyrus x bretschneideri (Chinese white pear) is the source of this 1450-nucleotide messenger RNA. Its product is annotated as TPD1 protein homolog 1. Lineage: Eukaryota; Viridiplantae; Streptophyta; Magnoliopsida; Rosales; Rosaceae. The coding region runs from base 593 to 1114 and encodes 173 amino acids. The record is from RefSeq and is a predicted model, not a curated record. Gene Ontology annotation, biological process: cell fate determination. The transcript has 4 exons.
UAUUUUUAUAUAUGUAAAGGUGUCGAGACUAGCAGAAAAAACAAAUAAAUGCGAUCGGAUUUAUGUGCGAUUUCGCUCUGCCAUUUCUGUCGCUUUUGGAGCUUUUCUCUCCGCAGACCCAACAAUGUCUGCCAUUUUUGUGCGCUCUGUGUCCUUGUACCUCUCUGUACCACUGUUUACAGCCUGUUUGUUCUCUCUCUAACUCCCACUCUCUCUCUCUCUCUUUCUCUUUCUUGCUCCAGUAAUUUCGCUGCACAAAACUUUCCCGGAAAAACCACAUUUUCCCACACACGCAAUUGUAUCUCGCUCGCCGCAGCGAUUCGGCACCGAAACGCGGCGCUUUCCUCGACAGUUCGGAGAGGAAAAGUCUCGGUUUCCUCUUUUGUGAAAACACCUAGCUCUCUGGCCGCUCUGGCUCUCCAAACAUCAAAUCGCCGUCGUUUUGCCUGUUUUGAGCCUACACGAAAAGCCUACCGUGUAGCCUCUCUAGCUCUGUCGUCCUCCCCAGCUUCUAAGCUUGCUCGGUAACUCGUUCGUCGACUCAGUACUCUCGCUUUCGCAACCGAGUUCGUUUUCAACUCGACUCACUCACAUGAUGACGAAACGGCCAGUCGUUGCGGUCCUGGCGUCGCUGCUUCUCUUCGGAGUCGUGGUUGCAGUGGUGCUGCUGUUCGCGCCUGGAUUUGACGGAGCUGGAAAUUUGAUGUCUGAAUUGUCUGAAGCUGUGAACUCCACACUCACUGCAGUCCACCGCAAGCUGCUUGUUCGUGCGACAGCAAUGGAGGAACCAAACAGGAUUCGGGGAGACAAGUGCAGCAAGGCAGACAUAGUGAUAAACCAGGGCCCCACACCCCCGCUGCCAAGUGGCAUCCCCACAUACACCGUCGAGAUCAUGAACACGUGCGCCACCGGCUGCGACAUCUCCAACAUCCACGUCGCCUGUGGCUGGUUCAGCUCCGCCCGCCUCGUCAACCCCAAGAUCUUCAAGCGCCUCCGCUACAACGACUGCCUGGUCAACGACGGCAAGCCCCUUGUCAGCGGCGGUACGGUGUCGUUUCAGUACGCCAACACUUUCAGCUACAAGCUCUCGGUCUCCUCGGUCACGUGCCGUUAAAUAUGGUACUAAUAAAACAAUCAAUCGCCUAAUUACAAUAGUUAACACAAGAAAAAGACAGAAAUAUAUAAAAGCACCCAAAGCAGGAUCAUCUGGUAUCUAAAUACCCAAUUUGCCCUUUCUCUGCUUUCGCUUUAUAUCGUGGAUUAGAGUGGCAAAAGCUGAGAUUUCUGAAGAUGGAUAUGGGUAAAAAUGUCACGGCGGUGUCACCGACGGAAGGAGAAUAUUUGGGGUUUAUUUUGUAUAUAGUAAGAAUAGUAGUAUAGUGGCAGAAAUAUGUGAUGGAAAAAUUGAAUGUUGUGUGUGUUAAUAAUUUUGAUGAUCACAUUCAGCGUA